UAUUGAUUGGAAACAUUCAUUGGAAAUAAAAUACUCGACUGUGCGGAAAAUUAAUUUAAUUUAGUCUAGACGUUUAAAACAAAAUAUCUAAUGGCUGUGUUAAGUUCAGCACAUUAUCCAACGGCAUGGAUCAAGUCGCUCUUCUGUCUCGUUCAUGUUCAAUCCUCAUUUCGAUAUGGCUCUGCUAAGAUUAUCCACGUAGUCUAACCCAGUGAAUAAUGCAUCGGACACCAGCGAACACGGAUGAAAGGGCAGGCUGGUGAUAUUGGGGUAAUCGUACCUACGAGUAAAUUUUUCAACGACCUGAUGUGUUGCGCCUUGGGAUAAAAGAUUGAUAUCCUUUACUCCUGCAGGCAAUUCUAUUCAAGAUAGCAAAAACAACUCGCCACCGAUUGUCAGUAUUCGUGCCUACAACAGCCUCAUAAUAUCUAUCUUCUUAAACGGCUAGCAGCUUGACUCUAAAUUUUCACAUCAGUAAAUAAUACUACACAGACCUUGAAAUAUAGAUAUCCGCGUUGCAAAAGUGUUUUGUUUUUUGAAAAGUAUCUACUUCUUUCACGAUUCAUUGAAGCUUCAUACCAGUAUCAAAGACCUUCAUAAAUGUUGGACUAAAUUUCACGACGGAAUCAGAGCAAAAUAGUUGAGACCAAGUCUCCCUAGAGUAUAAAAUUUCAGGUGCGACUCGUAAACAUUAGAUGAUUCAUUAAACGUAACGAUCUUAGCGUCGCAUCAUUGAGAUGACAUCGACUGAUAAUACGAAAUUCGAGAAGGUAAAUGUUGAUAGACAUAUUCGAGUGAUUAAUCUCGGCAGUCGUAUGCUGGGUUGUCGUCUGCUAGACGCCAAUCCAGUGACAGUGAAGAAGGUGGACGUACUUUUGCGGGUCUUCGUCAUGGGCGGCAUGUCCUACGUUCUGAUCCCAGGUUUAAUGGCGAUGGUAGAAUUUAUCAACGAUUUAGGUUACGUAGCUGAAAUAGGCAGCAACGUGUUAGGCGUGGUUGAAAGCGUCUGUUUCCUCGGGAAUAGUUACUAUCAAGAAUCGAAGUGCAGAAGUUUGGUGCAGAAAAUCCAUCGCGAGUUUUGGGCAAGCCCUUUACCUCCGGAUCUCUUGAAACACGUCCAAUGGUUCGAACGUAUUUCCAUCGGCAUAGGCCUCUACGUUUUCACGGUUUCUCUAUUAGCACUGACAUUCUAUAGUAGCAUACCUCCAAUCUUCCACAACUUCGAUUUGUACGAAGACAUCGAUGCUAUGCGACGGACUCCGCUAAUCAGCAAAUACUUUUACGACCAACGCGUGAGUCCCAACUAUGAAAUAACGUAUGCCUGCCAGAUACUCGGAUCGUUCCUUACAGUAACGAGUUACGUUAUCCUUACUUCAAUCUACGCUCUCAUCUGCAUGCAUCUUUGUGCCAAACUUCGCUUACUUCAAGUGAGAUUAAGCAACAUCGACGCUUCGAUUAGCAACGAAGAGUUCGCCGAAAUCGUGCACGAGCAUCAGUACCUUAUUCGGUACGCCGACGACCUCGAAGAUAUUUACUCCCCGGUAAUUCUGAUACACUUUAUUCUCAGUACUGGUCUCAUCUGCCUUGGUGUGGUCAAGGUAACUGGAUUGCCAGUACAAGCGGGUAUGAUGGAACUCGUACUGUUCAUAAUGUACUUCGCCGCUUCUUUUUUCCAAAUAUUCGUAUUCUGCUGGAUGGCCAAUGAAGUCUUCGUAGAGAGCGAUGAUUUGGCCAGGGCAACCUACGAUUCUCGGUGGUACGAAGGAUCGAGGCAUGUUCAACGCGGGAUUCUUCUGAUCCUCUUGCGUGCUCAAAAGCCAAGCGUUUUGACAGCCGGAAAAUUUUUUCCCGUUACCAUGUCGAGUUUUGGUACGGUUUGCAGUACGGCUAUUUCUUACUACACGCUUCUAAUGUCAAUCCAGUAAAUUGUUAACAUGCGAAUGAACGAUGAUGACUCUUGCCUACUUGAUCUGCACUAUUGCAACAAGAAGUGAAAAAUUUACCGUGUAGCAAAUAUAGAUUGAUGUUCGUGAAAAAAAACAAAAAAAACAACUGUCAUUCGAAAUAAAAU
Molecule: messenger RNA, 2071 nt
Organism: Neodiprion virginianus
Lineage: Eukaryota; Metazoa; Arthropoda; Insecta; Hymenoptera; Diprionidae
Product: odorant receptor 4-like
Exons: 7
Coding region: 738-1925 (395 amino acids)
Biological process (GO): sensory perception of smell; detection of chemical stimulus involved in sensory perception of smell
Cellular component (GO): plasma membrane
Molecular function (GO): olfactory receptor activity; odorant binding
Source: RefSeq, a predicted model, not a curated record